AUGAAAAAUCGUACCUUUCCUUUUUUGAACGAAAUAUGGCUUCCAAAGAAUGAAGAACCAAUUAAAUACAAUGAGGCAUCUCCACAAGCCGUAGAUCCUCAUGCGGCAGCACAAACGUCAGAGUCACAGCAAGAGCCUGGCUAUGAAAUGCAAGAGGCUCCCGCUGAAGAAAUAGAACGUCAGAAAGAAAAUGUGAAGGAAAUUAACAAGAUCGAAAAAAAAUAUGACGCAACUGAUGAGGACAACAAAAAAAUGGAGGAAAAAAUGGAAAAGGCUCCUGGUAAUACAUUGGAUGCUUCUGGUAAUGUUCAUGCAAACGUAAAAGAUGCAACUGAUCAUCACAAAGAGCCAUUCGUGUUACCUGAUCAUAACAACCCUCAUGCAAAAAUGUGGUCCAAUAAUCCUAAUGAUAACUUUGCCGAUCAAUGGAAGCCUACAGCUUUGCCCAAGGAAGAGCAAGUUGGAAAUGCAAAUGCUCCAAAUCCACAAGACCAUUUGGAACACCGUCAGCAAGCUAAUCAUCGACCACUUGGUGAGCAACCCAUCGAAUUUAAUAAUACCUUCGAAUCAACUAUGACCGAAUUGAGAAAUAUCUUUAAUACUACUGAUGAGGGAGCUCCAAUUAACGAAGACCACAAAUCGAAACUGAAUAAUCCUACACCAUUGAUGCCCGUCCAACCCGACGAAUUAAUCAAAAAUUUACAGAUCAAAGCAAUUAAAUAUAUCUUGGUGGCAUGCUGUAUCUGUUAUGCUUUUGGAAAAUUUAAUUUCGGGUAUAUAUCUGGAUUAUGCAUGAUCGGUAUAUGCUCAUGGGCAUACUGGAACUUGGGUAGAAUUACCUCUAGAGGUCUCGAGUGGCAGUUGGAAAAGCAAGAGAGUAUGAAGACUUUAUACACUUCAGAGGGUGAGUCUGUAGAAUGGCUCAACUUUAUGGUCGAAAAGAUCUGGCGUAGUGUCGAUCCUGAAUUCUUUGCUAUUAUCGAAGAUCUUUUGGAGGAUACUAUUCAAAGUGUCGCACCAAGCUUUAUUAAAGCCGUAAAAGUAUCUGACUUUGACAUUGGAGUGCAAGCACCCCGCAUUCAAAUGAUUCGCGUAUUUCCACCAUUGCCAGGCCAACCCGAAGAAAGUAUUUUUGGUGAAGCAUCGUUCAGUUUUCACGCACAUCCUGUCGCUUCUUUGGUCACCAACCGUAGCCCUAGAUCAACUCCGCCCGGUUUAGCUAUCCGCUUUCAGACAGCAAUCAAUGCACCUUUGGAAGUCAAGGCAGAACUAACAGCACUCUCAGGCAAAGUACGCUUCAAGAUUCUAACGUCUCCCGAGUUACCAUUUAUUUCCAAAGCAACAAUCGCCUUUACAAGCGUUCCAAAGAUCGAAACCGGUGUCAUGCCUUUAUCCAAGCACUUGAAUAUUAUGAAUCUUCCUACCAUCAAAACAUUAGUCAAUGAGGGUGUCAAGCUUGGUUUCGCUGAUUUGGUAGAUCCUAAGAGUAUGACAAUUGAUAUUAAGGCUUUAAUGGGUGCCUUUGAUCAAGAUACCAAUGCUAUCGGUGUUGUCAAAGUAGAAGUUAGAGGUGCAACCAGAGAUAGCUCUAUCAAAUUACAAGAUAUGGAAGACUCAUAUGCCACAUUGUCAUUGAGCACUCAACCCAAAAAGAGUUCUUCGAGUACCCGCGUCUUGACCAACGACAAGGAUCCUGAAUGGGAUGAAAAUCUUUAUGUUUUAGUCUACAAAGACGAUAUUGUUUCCGAAACCAAGGUAGAUGUCAAGGUAUGGGAUGCCGAUAAGGUCAAGUUUGAUGAUAUGUGGGGAUCCAUUUCAAUGUCCGUCAGAGAUAUUGUUGAAGGAAAGUUAGAUAAGCUUGGUAAUGUAUCCAGUUGGUGCCAACAAGAGAGAGUUGUUUUCGACGGCUGGACUCCCAUUGAUGGUAAAAGUGAAGACAAAAGCAAAGUCAGGCUGAAUAUGAAGAUGAGUUUCCAUCCCAAAUAUCCCACGCCCAAUAUGGAUAUCUUUAGCGGUGAUGCCAUCAACCAAAAGACCAAAUCUGACAAGGGUAAAGAAAAGAUUCGCAAACAACACAGUGAAUUUUUGGAUGUUCCUGUUGCACCCGAACAUAAUAAUGGUAUCAUUUCUGUUACCAUCCACCAAGCAGUCGAUCUUGAAAUUGGAGAUCCUCAAGUCUUGCCUACCGAUGAAAAGUUUAGACAUCCCUAUAGUCCCGACAAAGUCGUCAGCCCUUAUGCUGUACUCUAUAUUAAUGAUAACAAGGUCUAUCAAACCCGUACAAAAUUGAGAAAUCCUAGUCCCCAUUGGAACGCAAUCACUGAGCAUUUUGUCAAAGAUAUCGAUAGCGUUGUGCUUCGUUUAUCUAUCAAGACAUCCGUAGAUUUGGAACGUGAUCCCGUCUUGGGUACUAAAACUUUACAUUUGAAGGAACUUUUCGAGGAUCAAGAUAGCAAGUUUAAAGAGUUCCAGAAAUGGAUUCCACUCGCUAAUGGUAUUGGUUUUGGUAAAUUUUUACUGACAGUCAAAUACAAACCUGUCAAGUUGACAUUACCUCGCGAAUUACAAGGAUCAGAUGUCGGCACACUCGUUAUCGAAAGACUUAGUCUUACCAACUUGAAGGAACCUUUUAGUGAUAAUUAUAUUAAUUCUACAAAAGCCACCUUGGCUUUGAACGUCGACCCUGUUAUUCUCAAGCGUCUCAAGGCGAAGGAUAUCUCUCAGCAACGUUCGUUGGAAGAAAGAAUAGCCCAGCAAGAAGGCAAUGUUACUGCACACCCAAAGACAGGACCUUAUGGCUGGUACGAACAACAUCUCUAUUUCCCAUUAACGAUGCGUUAUCGUACUGCUAUAUACGUCCAUAUCAAUCAAGGUACACUCACCUCUACAAAAUCAACAGGCCGUUUCUGGUUGAAGCAUAUUUUGGAUAACGAAUGGCAAGAUGUGGUUGUCGGCUUGCAUGAGCAUAUGAGUGAGAAAAGCAAGGACGCUAACCGUAACGAAAACCCAUGGCCUAUCGAAGGGCCAUAUGGCCAAGUCGUCUUACGUAUGAAAAUAGUACCCGGAUUCUCUCCAGUGCAUACGCAUUUGAAAUCGUAUAAUCAAGAUAUGGUCGGUGCGGACCCUUUCUACGAUGAUGCGCUUAAAAUCAAAGCACAGAAAUGGAUCAAAGAACAAAGCAAUAGCGAUGGCGAUGGCGAUUCUUCUGGCAAACAAAGCGAAGGAUUCGAUUACAAUCUCCAGGCUGCUGUCGAUGAAGAAAGAAGCAAGAUGUAUGACAGUGAAGGCGAAGAAUUGCAUGAGAGAAGAAAAUCUAGCUUAUCUUCUGAAUACGGGGACGGUAUGGAUGAUACAGAAAUCGAAGCUGAUAUGAUGAACCAAUCAAAGGAUCAUAAGAUUAGUAAACAUCGUGCUGUUCGUAAGUUUUCCAUGGGUGUUGACAAAGUCAAACAAAAGGUUGAAGUGAUGAGAGAAGGGUUUAAUUCAGAUACCAGGGCCGGUCGUUCUGUUACCAAAGAAGUGUAG
Mucor mucedo is the source of this 3525-nucleotide messenger RNA. RefSeq lists its product as uncharacterized. The coding region runs from base 1 to 3525 and encodes 1174 amino acids. Gene Ontology annotation, molecular function: lipid binding. The record is from RefSeq and is a predicted model, not a curated record. The transcript is spliced from 12 exons. NCBI's taxonomy places the organism in Eukaryota, Fungi, Mucoromycota, Mucoromycetes, Mucorales, Mucoraceae.